This is a messenger RNA of Hypoxylon fragiforme, 1843 nucleotides long. Its product is annotated as anthranilate phosphoribosyltransferase. Gene Ontology annotation, molecular function: anthranilate phosphoribosyltransferase activity. The transcript is spliced from 3 exons. Lineage: Eukaryota; Fungi; Ascomycota; Sordariomycetes; Xylariales; Hypoxylaceae. Gene Ontology annotation, cellular component: cytosol. The coding region runs from base 245 to 1462 and encodes 405 amino acids. Gene Ontology annotation, biological process: L-tryptophan biosynthetic process. The record is from RefSeq and is a predicted model, not a curated record.
CAUCCGCCGACCUCAAUUACUGUAUAUCUACCUACACAGCAUAGUAGAAUUAGGAUACCGGACAAGAAUAAGGUUCCAUUGAGUCACAGGAUAGGAAGCAACCCCUUUUCCUGACAUCUCUCAUCUUGCAUAUAACCAACAUCUUAUCCUACAUGCACUAGGUAGCUUACCUAGCUAGUUGCUUUUAUAAACCAAGUUUCCGACAAGCUUAUAAGAAGACAUACUAUAAGACAAACAAGUCGCAAUGGCCGAUGAGACUGCCUUUGAAGAUAUCCGGCCGCUCCUCCAAAGGCUGUGGCCUGACCCGGCUAAGGAGAACGUCACAGCAAAAGAGAUCGCCCAUGCCUUAUCACUUAUAUUUGUCAACAAGCUGAGCCCUGUUCAAACGGGCUCCUUACUGACAGCCCUUCACUUCACAGCAUGGGACCGCCGCGCUGACGUUCUCGCUGAGGCCUCUGCCGCCAUGCGCGCCCAUGCUGCUAAGAUCGACCUGGCCGGCCUUGAGUCUGUUAUCGAAAAGAGACGCAGGCCUGAAGGCAAAUAUAAUGGUGGCCUAUGCGAUAUAGUCGGCACAGGCGGUGACUCCCACAACACAUUCAACAUAUCCACGACUUCAUCCAUUCUAGCCUCUUCACUGCUUCUUAUUGCCAAACACGGUAACCGUGCUUCAACCUCAAAGUCUGGGUCCGCAGACCUCCUCAUGACAAUGCGCCCCACCCCCGCGCAACUCAACCGUAUCACUCCAUCCACCAUCACCGACGUCUAUUCGCAGACCAACUACGCUUUCCUAUUCGCACCCGUCUUCCACCCGGGCAUGCGCCACGUAGCCUCGAUCCGCAAGGAGCUCGGCUGGCGUACCAUAUUCAACCUACUUGGCCCAUUGAGUAACCCCUUCGGCGAUGCCAUCGAGGCGCGCAUGCUGGGCGUUGCCCGCGAUGAUCUAGGCCCGGUAUUCGCCGAGGCCUUGCGUAUAGCGGGUGCGCGAAAAGGCCUCGUUGUUUGCGGCAAGGAGCAGCUCGACGAGGUAUCCUGCGCGGGGCCCACGCUAUGCUGGCAGCUAGUUGAGCACGCGAGUGGUACUGUCGACGUCGAACAUUUCACCCUCGAGCCCACUGACUUUGGGCUGAGCGCACACCCGCUAAGCACCGUAUCGCCCGGUCGCGAACCCCACGAGAACGCGGAAAUCUUGCGCAAAAUACUACAGAACGAGGUCCCAUCCAAUGACCCGAUCCUCGAGUUCGUGCUCAUGAACACGGCAGCAUUCCUAGUUGUCGCGGGAGUCUGUGAGGCAGAUUCAAGUAACAUGGGAUCCGGCGAUGACGGGAACGUGGUCAAAGAAAGGGGUCCUGGAGGGGGGCGCUGGAAGGAGGGUGUUAGGAGGGCGCGCUGGACGAUCAAGAGCGGCGAGGCAUGGAAACAGUGGAAUGCGUUUGCUGAGGUUACGAAUACCCUACCUGCUUAGAAGAAGAUAGGAGACUUUUUUUCUUUUUUUUUUUUUGUUUACUUCCAUGUCUCCCAAAUAUUAGUUACCUAUGUCAAGGACAGGAAAUAAAAAGGAGGGGUGCUGAUGUUUUAAAAGUCUUUUCAUAGGAUAUUGCAAAUAGGGGUCUUGCGGAGGCUAUCAGUGGAACAGGAGACGGUUUUAUGGUUGGUUGGUGAGCUGGCUGAAAGAUGCCUGUGAUCAGGUUAGAGGAUAGGUACCUAGGUAUGUGUGAACUGGGAAAAUAAAGGGGCUCCAAUGGAUGGAGAAAAAUCGAUAGCAUCAAAGCUACCUAUAUAGGCAGGUAUCUAGUAAGGGGACAGGGGGACUAGGAGGUUAGAGAAUUAAGGGAAUCAUUUCUGG